ACCAAAACCCUGCAUCAUCAAUUUCUCCGGCAAUCCUCAUUAACCGACCGUGACUCACGUUGCACUGCACCUUAGAGAGGUCAACUCGCCUUCACGGCUCACCAGACAAGUUUUCCACACACUCGACGCUCAGCCCACCAUGGAGCACAUCAAGAAGACGUUUGCACAAUGCAAGAAGGAGGGCAGGUCGGCCCUCGUCACCUACGUGACAGCUGGAUACCCUACUGCCCAGGAGACGCCCGACAUCAUGCUGGGCAUGGAGGCUGGUGGCGCAGACAUCAUCGAGCUGGGAAUGCCCUUCACCGACCCCAUCGCCGACGGCCCCACGAUCCAGACCGCGAAUACGCAGGCCCUGAAGAAUGGCGUCAACACCGGCGAUGUUCUCCAGAUGAUCCGUGAUGCGAGGAAGCGCGGCCUCAAGGCCCCCGUUAUGCUCAUGGGAUACUACAACCCUCUCCUCAGCUACGGCGAGGAGAAGAUGCUCCAGGACGCAAAGGAGGCUGGUGCGAACGGAUUCAUCAUGGUCGACCUGCCGCCCGAGGAGGCUCUGCGCUUCAGGAACUUCUGCCGUAACUAUGGCCUGUCCUAUGUUCCUCUGAUCGCACCUGCUACUUCCGAGCACCGUAUGCGUGUCCUUUGUCAGAUUGCCGAUUCGUUCAUUUACGUCGUCUCCCGCAUGGGCGUCACCGGUGCUUCCGGAACCAUGAACGCUGCUCUCCCCCAGCUCUUGGAGCGCGUCCACAAAUACUCCGGCAACAAGCCCGCUGCCGUUGGUUUCGGUGUCAGUACCAGGGAUCACUUCCUGAGCGUUGGCCAAAUCGCCGAGGGCGUCGUUAUCGGCAGCCAGAUCAUCAACGAGAUUGCCAAGUCUGAGCCCGGAACUGGCGCAAAGGCUGUCGAGGCUUACUGCGACAAGAUUUGCGGCAAGAGCAGCCGUGCGACGACUCGCGAAGUUGGCAUUGUUGAGGCCAUCGACGGCGCCAAGGAGCCCACUGGUGUCCACGUCGACAAGGUCAUCACCGAUGCUGACACCCCCGAUGGUCCCGGACUCGCGGAUCAGCUGGAGCAACUGAACACUGGCAGCGACGGCUUUGAUGAGGAGCACGCGCUUCCACCCCGCUUCGGCGAAUUCGGCGGUCAAUACGUGCCCGAGUCGCUCAUGGACUGUCUUUCUGAGCUCGAAAAAGGCUUCAAUGCGGCAAUCGAAGACCCCAAGUUUUGGGAAGAGUACAGAUCGUACUAUGAUUACAUGGGUCGUCCUGGACAUCUGCAUCUUGCAGAGCGCCUCACGGAGCACGCCGGAGGUGCGAACAUCUGGUUGAAGCGCGAGGACCUGAAUCACACCGGAAGUCACAAGAUCAACAACGCGCUUGGUCAGGUAUUGGUUGCCAGACGACUUGGAAAGACCGAGAUUAUUGCCGAGACUGGUGCCGGUCAGCAUGGUGUCGCGACUGCCACCGUGUGCGCCAAGUUCAACAUGAAGUGCACCAUCUAUAUGGGUGCUGAGGACGUCAGACGCCAGGCUCUUAACGUUUUCCGCAUCAAGCUGCUUGGUGCCUCCGUUGUUGCUGUCGAGGCUGGUUCUCAGACCCUUCGUGAUGCGGUCAACGAGGCCAUGCGCGCCUGGGUCGUCAACCUCGACACCACCCACUACAUCAUUGGAUCUGCCAUUGGACCUCAUCCCUUCCCCACCAUCGUUCGUACUUUCCAGUCGAUCAUUGGUAACGAGACCAAGCAGCAGAUGCAGGAGAAGCGCGGCAAACUCCCUGAUGCGGUUGUUGCAUGUGUUGGUGGUGGUUCCAACGCUGUUGGCAUGUUCUACCCCUUCGCUAAUGACCCAUCAGUUAAGCUUCUUGGUGUUGAGGCUGGUGGUGACGGUAUCGACACCAACCGCCACAGCGCUACCUUGUCUGGAGGGACCAAGGGUGUGCUUCACGGUGUCCGCACCUACAUUCUCCAGGACAAGCACGGACAAGUCAGCGAAACUCACUCUGUCUCUGCUGGUCUUGACUACCCCGGUGUUGGCCCUGAGCUGGCUAGCUGGAAGGAUAACGAUCGUGCCAAGUACAUCGCUGCUACUGACGCUGAGGCUUUCAUUGGUUUCCGCCUUGCUUCUCAAUUGGAGGGUAUCAUCCCUGCACUUGAGACUGCUCACGCUAUCUUCGGUGCGAUUGAAUUGGCUAAGACUAUGAGGAAGGACCAGGAUAUCGUUAUUUGCGUCUCUGGUCGUGGUGACAAGGACGUACAGAGUGUUGCUGAAGAAUUGCCCAAGCUGGGUCCCAAGAUUGGUUGGGAUUUGAGGUUCUAAUCUCCGUGAUCCUCGCCUCAAGAGCUCACUACGGCAACCUGAUAGCUUGACAGCCGUUGCGCCAUAGCCACAUUCUCGGAUUACAGGCAGCAAUAAGAACUACACCUGUUUCUCCGAUACCCACUUUAACUUUGCCGUAGACUAUACUAUGCAAAUGCAGCUACAUUGAACCCUGA
Messenger RNA from Didymella exigua CBS 183.55, 2484 nucleotides. RefSeq names its product tryptophan synthase. Gene Ontology annotation, biological process: L-tryptophan biosynthetic process. NCBI's taxonomy places the organism in Eukaryota, Fungi, Ascomycota, Dothideomycetes, Pleosporales, Didymellaceae. The transcript has 4 exons. Gene Ontology annotation, cellular component: cytoplasm. Gene Ontology annotation, molecular function: tryptophan synthase activity. The record is from RefSeq and is a predicted model, not a curated record. Bases 140 to 2308 code for a protein of 722 amino acids.